Messenger RNA from Meira miltonrushii, 1381 nucleotides. RefSeq lists its product as uncharacterized. The record is from RefSeq and is a predicted model, not a curated record. NCBI's taxonomy places the organism in Eukaryota, Fungi, Basidiomycota, Exobasidiomycetes, Exobasidiales, Brachybasidiaceae. The transcript has 2 exons. The coding region runs from base 191 to 1060 and encodes 289 amino acids.
CGUCGGUGUUAGAUAUCCUUUGUGCCGUACUCCACGUUUCAAUUUCCUAGAUAGCGAACUGAAGUUCAGUCCCACAGCAACACACCCAUAUAUAGAUUUGCGAUAUUAAAAGGGAAUUUCCGCUCAAAGCACCCUGAUCGAUUGGUGAACCUCAACUACCGUCAUCUACUCCAACCAGAUUAUUUUCAAGAUGACCACGCGCGUCUACCUUCCUAGACAAGAAACACUUUAUCAAACCACUGGGAUAGAUAGUCUCGUGACAUCUGUUGCUGCGUAUGUUCAAGCAGCAGAUGGGGCACACACGCCGAACAAAGUGGCAUUGAUGUAUCGCGCAUUUUGUGAGGCACUCAUACAAGAGAAUCUCUUGAAAUUGCAUCAAAUUCCCGCCAUUAAUAUCCAAUACCAAGGUAUUUCUUACGAGAUUUGUGUCAGGUCUGUAGAACAAAACGGGAAGUCCAGAAAACGUAAGCGGACAGCACUUGCAAAUCCCAUGUCAACUUCAUCUAAAGAAGCAGGAAAAAUUAGAGCAUUCAAACUUCUUGAGAUGCUGACAAAAUUAAUAAAGACGGGAAAUGCAAGAAAAAGCGGAGAGGCUGAUAAAUCCCUACGAAUAGAAGAAGGUCAAGAAAAAAGCGCAGGUGAACUUGUCAAGUUGCAUUUGGAGAAGCUGUCAACUGCAGAAAUCGACUUUUCUCAGGCUCGCGAGAAGGUAAGACUUGCGUACUUUUAUCUCGGCCAAGCAUAUGCUCAAUGGAUUUUCGAGCUCCUACCAACUCUUGAUGUUCCGGUAACGUCAAAGACAUUUCAUCGUGAGGCAUAUCCCAUUGUCCAAGCGCACUUACUCAAGCUUUGCAAGCAGUCGAAUGAAUCGUCCAUACUAAAGCGGCUCGAAAGGGCGAGAAAAUUUUUUCAUAUGGGAUCUCUCAUUGGAGUGGAAACAUUAGCUGAAUGCGAGGACUUGACCGUCAAAAGAAUGGACAAAAUCUCUAUGGAGUCGCUUUCCCUACUGGAGAAGCAUUGCAAAGAUGAACUGUCCAAGAUGAACAUCAAUGAGUCUUGAUUUGCUUUUAGGUCGCUCGUGCACUUUCUCGUGGUGUUGCAUGUUGUAAUUCAUCCUGAAAAAGUACGAAUAUGAUUUUCGUCUACAUUUCAACGUCUUUCAUAGUCUCCUUCUCCAUGAAUUCCUCACUGUACCUACUGUCUCUAAAGUUGAAGUCAGUCUUCCAACAAAGUACUUCUCGUCACUGAUUCCAUUUGCCACCCAUCAACCCCUGACCUUACUGACACAUGCCCCUGAUCUAGGAUAGCAAAUAUUAUCCGCACUCCUUUGCGGUGAAAGAUGAGAAGAUGCGAUUGUUGCACGGGAUGGUUAUAGAAGCUA